UCGUGGAUUUGAGCCUCACUGGGAUUCAUUUCAUCUGGAUUUGAAGCUGCUGCUGCUUCCCUCCGAGGAUGCGACUGAGUCUGGAUGUUUGGAUCCAUGUGGGCCUGUGACGUCUGCACCCCCUCAGUGGCUCUCUUCUCCUUCUUCUUCUCCUCCAUAAGGAUGUCUCUGGCAGCUCUGACCCAGAUUGUAGAGUGGUGGCUCCUUGCUGAUCUGUGAACGUGAUGCAGUGGACAAGGCAUGCUCUACACCUUGACCGAGAGCGCUCAGCCUGCUGACAUCUGUCUCCGUGGUUACACACAGCGACGAGAAGGCUACGCCACCAAAGCUGAUCCAUAAUAAUAAUCCCCAGCUGGAGAACAAACAGCGUUCGGGCGAGGAGAGAAAAGAGCGGGAGGAGUCUCAGCAGGGCGGGCGGCAGAUGGUUACACUGCAGCAGCACUUCUCCAGCAUGGAGGAGACGGUGCGAACGCUACUACAGAACCAGGACUCACUGGAGGGGCCCAAAGUGGACCCGCUGGACCUCAUGAAAGCAUACAAGGACAAACUCCUAGAGGAGAUGUGGAAGCAGCAGGACAGUCUGGAGGGUCCUACAGCCACAGCGGCAGAGAUGGCUGCCUCGCCUGAGGCCGGUGGAGGGUCGGAGGAAGAUUCAAAGGACAGCAAUCCUCUGCUCGAGCGACUCCGAGCCCUGGAGGCGGAGAACUCUGCUCUGUCGAUGGAAAACGACAACCAGAGGAAGCAGUACGAACGCUGUCUGGAUGAGGUGGCGAAUCAGGUGGUCCAGGCCCUCCUCACACAAAAGGACUUAAAAGAGGAGUGUGUGAAGCUGCGGACACGUGUGUUUGACUUGGAACAGCAGAACCGCAUCCUGAGCUUACUGUUUCAACAACGUGUCAAAAUGUCCACGAAUCCUGUCUCCCAGGAGGUCCAAAGGAAUGGAAAGGCGGGUAUCCCUGCAGGACGUUGGCCCAGCCUGCUGAGUCUAACAUGCCCACGCAGCAGUGGUAGUGGCAGUGGCAGUGAACUGUCUAUAUCCAGUGCUUGUAGCGAGUACUCCAGUGGCUCCCACACUUGGGCAGAAGGCCGUGGAUUCUCCAAGCAGUGUGCCAAAAGGAUGAGUACGAGUUCAGUAUCCAGCAAUAAUUCUGUACCUAUGGAGCAGACAGAACUGGGGUGGAAAGAAGGGCACAUUCUGAAAGGUCUGAAGCGACUCCAAACAAACUCAAAAGAAGCCUCCAUUGCACCUGUACCACACUGCAAAGACUGUAUGACCUUCAAUGAGGGCAUUUACUCAUCUGGAGUAAAGUGUGGCCAACAAGGGAGCACAGCCAAGGAAGCAGUGCCAGCAAAUAAACCUGUCAAGGCUGGUAUUAAUGCCAUUGACUCUGAUUAUGCAGAACAAGAUUCCCCUAAAUUACAAAGAACUGAAUCUAGAGACCAACCAACAAAUGAACCUCUUUGCUUGGAGAAGUAUGAUGCCACAAGGGAUGAUGACAACAAUUUUCAAGAAGAUCCUAUAAAGCUCGCAAGGGAUUCUGGUCUUUUUCCCUCACCUGUUGCCGACAACUUCUUAUUUUUGGGAGGCCCCACAGUCAAACCUGGUGUAAGCCCUACAGAGAGCCUUACAAACCUAGAGGAAAGGAAUGGCUCUCUUGAAAAACACAAGUCUUCAAGCAUGAAGUUAAGUGACAAAAACAAUAACCAGGAGAGGUCUACUGACCGUAAAUCCAGACUUGAUCAUGUCAAGAGACAAGAGGGCAGAUUUGCAGCCAAGCAGGUGGAAGCAGAAAUGAAUGAUAUGAGCUCUCCUAUUCCAAACUCUGCUGCCAGAGCUCUGAGCUGUGUAAGUGCAGCCAGACAGCGUAGCUCCUCCAUGGAGGUUCCUCACUGCAGGGAUCAGGCAAGUCAAGCUGGAGGGGAAAGCCAAAACUACACAGUCUCAGAAUCUCCUCAGAGGAAACCCAAACCUCAACCAUGUGAUUCUGCAAGAAAAGCUUUCAUUCUACGGAGCAAGAGUGCUGAUGCAGGACAAGAACAACCCAAGCAUACUCAUUCUCCUCUACACCAGAAGCUCAUUAAGGGUCACAGGCCUAAAGGACAGUCAAACCCUCCGGUCCAAAGUGUCCCGAACAAGAGGACCACUCUAAGUAAAACACAAGGAUCAAGCAAGGGAGUGUUACCUAAAGUUGAGAAAGACGAGGACAUUGCAGUGUCAGCAGGUUCCAAGUCGCUCAAGAGUGUGCAGCAAUGCUCUCCUCUUGCUUCUCCUGUGAAAAAUUCAAAGACGUACAAACCUCCAGUGAUCAACGACAGCUCAAAGAGCCCAACAAAACUACCUUUGCAAAUGACCAGACCUCAAUCACUCAAUGACUCUGUGGAAGAAGGCGUUUAUGACAACCUGCCAUGCUCUCCGCGGAAACAACGCCGCCAAGACCAGCACUGUGAUGUACCCUAUCAAGAACCUAGGUCCCCAUCCCCGCCAGCACCUCCUGGACGGACGACUUCUCUAGUUCUUAGACCUGGUUGCGACAGCUUACCCAAACAAAAUGCAUCUGCAGGCCAGGUUCAAAGCUCUACUACUGGAAAGGCAACAUCAAGCAUCACCAAGCCGCAGUCAAAUCAGCUUCCCUCUGCUUCACAGCCUCAACAUCUUAACACAGCAAAAGACAAUCUACAUACAGCUCCCGGAAUGAGUGCUGAAGGUAUGCAGCUGAAAGAUAUCCCUGCCAAGCAAUACCACAGCAACUCUGCCAAGAUACCGUCCAUUCCAGUUCAAGAGUCACAACCUCCAGAGCCAGUCCAGCCACCUUUGGAAAGGUGUGUCACUUGUCACUAUGAAAAUGGUCCUCCUAUUAUGUUGCCAAGUCAGAGCAUCUUACAAAGAUCCCAGCAGAGCAUCAGUGAGCCAAAGCUCUCAGAAGUCUUGCCUCAGACAUACUCUAAUGUUUACUACCAUGGGAUUGCAAAUAAUCUGCAGAGUUCCACCUCAAGAGCUGUAAAAAUGGCUCAUCCAGUCAAUGCAAAAUCUCAUGAAGCUAUCUCUGGACAAGACUCUAAUACCUUCCUCUUGUACGGAAGACAGAAUAAAGACGAUGGCCCAAAAAAUGUCCAGACCUUUCAAACGUUUACCUGUGAUCCCCAGAUGAUGCACGAAUGUGGUGUCCAUGACAAAGCCCGCAGAAGGAUCGAGACUCGCUGUAAUUCGCUGGAUUCAGAGCCCCCAGUUCAACCAGUCCCAUCAGACAGUGGUGUGAUGCUGGAUUGGGGAUUCGACGAGGAAGGUUGGCUCUUUAAACGUUCUGUGUCUGUGUCGACCCGGCCUCCACUUAAGCCAGUGAUGGGCAUGAAUGGUGCCAAGGCUCGCAGUCAGAGCUUUGGUGCUCGCUACAUGGACAGGCCAAGCUUCAACAGAUCUGGAAAGGUCCGUACCCAGAUUAAAACCCACUCAGGCAGCUCCUUAAACUCUCUAAGUGAUGUCCUUCCAGGGAGUAUGAGUUGCUCCAGUAGCUACCAUUGCCCAAUGAACCGGUCCCUCCUGAACAACUUCUUGAUUGAAGAGGGGCUAGCAGUUCCCCAACAUCUGGGAUCCUCUAGUGAAAGACUCCAAAGUCUGAAACUUCAGCGAGAACAAGCAAGGCGCCUUCAGAUUGAGCAACAGUUUUCAAGCGCCUUUGGGGAACCAGUUUCUGAGGAACCAGAGAGGCAAAGUACCAUAACCACAAUUGAAGAGAAAGUGAUGCUUGGCAUAGAAGAGAACUUACACAAGUCUCAGGAACAGGAGAGAAGCAAUGAAGUGAAGCAAAAAUCUGGGUCAACCUUGGCAAACUGGUUUGGUUUUCGGAGGAGUAAGCUUCCUGCUCCAAGCAGCAAAAAGACUGAGCCACCAAAAGUGAAAGAGGAAAAGAGGGAGCAGAAGAUUACGUCGCUUCUUGGAGGAAAGCAGACAAAGGCAGACAAAAAGAGAGACAGAAGAAAAAGUGAUGGAAAAGACUGCUCUGUGGGGAGAAGAGAGUCUCAUGAUGCAGUGAGAGCAUGCAUCUCCAUGCCCUGCCCAGGAAUGUCUCUGAAUGACAUGCAAGGACAUCCUGAAGUCAUCGGGGACCCAAAGAUGCAGAUGAUGAACCGGAGAGCUGAAGGAGAAAACGGGUCCACUGUGAAGCCCCCCACCCAGGAUACUGUGAUAGGCUCCGGCUGCAAGAUGCGAACGUUGGACAGUGGAAUUGGGACCAUCCCCCUUCCUGAAUCCUGUUCCUUCUUCUCCUCCAUCCUGCACCUCCUCCCCAAAUCCUCCUCCAACCCAGAGCCGACCCUCAGCCCUCCCAAUGUCCCCGGUUCCUCCAGCGAAGAUGUGUCUCCUUCCCCGUUACCCCGGUGGAGAAUCCCCUCCGGCUUUAAGGACGGCAGCCUUACAGGGGUGCCGAAUUCCCUGUCUGACUCCUCCAUGACCCAUAUCCAGUCAGUGCCUUUCCCCACUGUGGCCUUCCUCCAGCCCAUUCAACCCCCGUCUGAACCCAUCAUGACGUCUGCCAGUGUGUGUGAGACCCAGAGCAGGAUGCCCAGACCACCUCCAGGUGCAAUGGAACCAAAGAAAAUGACCUACAUCAAAUCCAAGCCACGAGCCCCACCCAGCCAACAGAAAGAACAAACGCGGCUUCAGCUCGCCAACUAGUCUCUGAAGCUGAACGAGUCCACCUGAAGUCAGGAAUCAGGCUCUCGACUGGAUUUAUCACUCUCUCACACACACGGAGGAUCCCUAAACCCCCCCUCAGUUUGGACACUUUGCCUCUGUAUCAAGAUGAAACGCUCACAGCUGGACAAUAAGUCACUUUGGCAUUGUUAGCUUAGGACUGAGCUCAGUGUGGAGCUGAGAUACCGAGGAGCCUUUCAGGUUUGGUAUUGAAGCUUCUGGUGGCCAUUUUGGAGGUGGCAUCAGGCUGUGAGUGGCUGUUUGAAUUUCUAAAUGUAGCAGCUCUGCCGCUUCUGGGCUGGAGUUAAAACACAUGGCUUUUUCUGUCAUUUUCCACCAUUGGAGCGGUAGCUAUUUGACACAAACAUGGCAGAUGUUUUGUUUUUGUUAUGACAUUUUAGCUACUGUAGUACUGUCAUGGCUGCCUGCAUUCAUUACCAUCACACAGACUAAUGCUGGGGCUCCUGUUUGUGCAGAAUCUUCAUUUUAGCAUAGCUAAGACAGUGCCAUUGUAAUCAGCAGACUAUGCCAACUGCUCUAAAGCUAGCAAUAUACAUAAAGCACAGAGAAGAAUAACUCACACUACUGCAGCCAUCUUAAUGACAUUCACAUUAUACAAGCAGAAGUCCAGCGAUGAUGUUGCAAAGUUGUCACAUGCAAUAGCAAUCACAUGCAACUUAAACAUUUACUUUUGACUUUUAUGUAUAUCAGACCAUAAAGGGAGCCUGGAUUACACGUCUGUAUCAACCAUAAACAACUGCUUUAUUGAACAAUUCUGCAAACUGACACUACUGAAUGAUUGAGGCUAGUUUGGUACUGUAGAAGAACAAGAAUCAAAGCAUAUUGGUCUAAGGUUAAACUGGAAAGCAGAAGCUGAAUGGUUGAUAACAGAUUGUCUGCAGAUGACGACACGUCACAGGGAAGACAUCCAGAAACAGAUUCCCUCUGAAGAGCCACUAUCAGAGCGCCAAAGUUUUGCACUGCUCAUGGUUGAGCUCAUCAUUCAAAUUGAGAAAAAUUGAGUUAUAUAAUGAGCUAAAGCAUCUGAGUCCCAAAAGCAGAGACACAUUCAAGCAAAAAGUUUGAAAACUCACAAGGAAACAGGCACAAUCAUGGAUUUAAAAUGUGGUCCAUUUCCACCAGUUGGUCUGGUUUGGUUCAGCACAGUUUUCACUGUAAACCCUGAUCUUGCUUGUGGUCCACAGUGGAUGCCCAUAGUGGAUCAUUUGGCUCCACUCAGUAAUAAGUGUCAGUCUACUGGCUCCCAAAAAAGUAUGUAUUUAUUAAAAGCAGAAAUAGAAACAAAGGAAAAUAGCUCUAAACCACCAAACAAGAUUUUAAUCUCCAAUUUCCUAUUUAUCUGCUUGCUGCAUUCUCAAACCAGCUAUUAGUGAGUUGACAAACAUUAUCACCAGCCAGCCUGAAUUCAAGUUUUAAUGGCCUCAUUCACACAGCUGCAACUAUAUCCUGCGAUGCUUUAAAAUGGUCCUGUAGCGUUGGAGAUCUUUAGUCUGAACUGGGCCUGAAGCACACUGACGUUCAUUUAACAUAGCAAGGCUUCAGCUACUCACUGUAGCAUCCUACUGCUCCUACAGUGAUGUCAUAAAAAGAUGCUGCAAUCACUAAUCAAUCAAAGUCUGUUUGUAUGGCACUUUUCCUACAAAAUAAAGUAGCUCAAAGUGCUUUACAUACAAAAAUUGUAGUGGCAGAGAAGUAAAAUAAUUAUGUUGACAGCAUACACCUGAGGAACACAAGAACAAAUGAUCAGUUGCAGUGAGCCUAAAAAUCAUCUUAUAUGCAGCCAGUUGCUGGAGCCAUGUAGUUGUUUGCAAGUUUUCUGAAUGAGGCAUCUUUUUGACUAAUUUGCAGCUUUAUCAGAUGCAUUAGCAGUGCAGUGCUUUUGGGAAUCAGGCUGUACAACCAGCCAUGUCAUCAAUACAUUAAUACAUUUUAAAUGUGUAACAUUCCAGAUAGUAGUAAAAUGGUUUUGCAUUUGCAUUGGGACGUCAUGGUUUGGGCACGCAGUCACACAAUAAAUUCAUCUACCUUGCAAUUUCCACAUACAAUAGCUACACUGCACUCUGCAGCCCCACAGUUUUGCUCCGAUCGAAGGUGAGCGACCUCGCUCAAUGGAAGCGUGUCUAGAUUGUUGCGCAAUUUUGAGGUUGAUUUAUCAUCCAUUCCGGCAUGAGUCCAUGAUAUUAUUGCUUCUGCCAUGAGUGUGUACAUUAGGAAGUU
Molecule: messenger RNA, 6928 nt
Organism: Cheilinus undulatus (humphead wrasse)
Lineage: Eukaryota; Metazoa; Chordata; Actinopteri; Labriformes; Labridae
Product: nck-associated protein 5-like
Exons: 14
Coding region: 422-4672 (1416 amino acids)
Biological process (GO): microtubule depolymerization; microtubule bundle formation
Cellular component (GO): microtubule plus-end
Source: RefSeq, a predicted model, not a curated record